Molecule: messenger RNA, 2223 nt
Organism: Puccinia triticina
Lineage: Eukaryota; Fungi; Basidiomycota; Pucciniomycetes; Pucciniales; Pucciniaceae
Exons: 3
Coding region: 1-2223 (740 amino acids)
Source: RefSeq, a predicted model, not a curated record
AUGAUGGCAAUCAGAUCAAAAGAAACCCCAUUUGAAAGAAGAGAACGACUGAACCUAGAGACGGCCAUCGCCCUAAGCACAAGUAAUCACAUGACUAGUCAAAUCGAAUGCGAUUCGCUCGAUAGCGACAAUCGACCCAAGGGGCCAUCCAGGUCUCCACAUUUCAUCCCGAACAGUCAGAGCGACGAGGAAAUCAUUCAGGAUUUUACCGUCAGAGAUUCGCCCGCCUCCUCAAAACAGCCUCCAUCAACUGCCAUCAUCUUACCCGUCCAAUCUUCCUCCAUGGAUGCCGGUCUGCCAGUCGAAUCCAGAGGACCAGGCUGGUCCAUGGACAAGUUUCACGCUGGAACGUCUCCGACUACUGACCUAUCUACUCACCUAAAACCCAAGCAACUUAGUAAUUCAUCAACAUCGACCGCGCAAACCCCCCAACCGCCCAUCCUGGUAGCUCCGUCCAGCGCCUCUCCCAGUACCAAGCCCACCACCACUCGACCCAAGCCUCGCCCACCUCGUCUGGGGGCUGCCUCAAUCGAGCAAGCUCGUGAGCGACUGAAGUUGAGAGAAUCUACAGACUCAUCCACGAAUCCAACAUCUAGCUCAACAAUCGAACAGUCCUUACAAGACCCUUUUCAUCCAAGUCGCGUCAAAUCCAAACCUCCUGAAGUGCUCCAGCUGCCUGAAGCCACAACGCGGAACGUACCUCAUCAGACACCUGUUGAAACCUCUCGAAAUCGACAACCUUCAACCACAUCCGAACGGCCGAUACUUCCUAAAUCACCUGAAAUCACAAUCCCUUCGAAUCACGAGGGAUCCAGUCGACAGAAGCCACCUGAAGCACAGGCCCCACCAACGAACAAAAAACGAAAGAUGAAAGAGCAAGAUCAAUUGGAAACCGAGCCACCACGAGGGUCCGAAAAGGCCAAGGCCAAAGUGAGUGCGGACGGAAAGCGAGUUAGAAAACAAUCCGCCGUUGGGAAAGCUUCUGCAAAAUCGUUACAGAUCCUUAUAAACCUCUCGCAGUCGUCAGAUGAUGCCGCCGACGCAAACUCAAUACCGCGGGAUCCGAUCAUCAUUGGCGGUUCUGAUAAAACUCAGAGACGUCGUGUCUAUAGAAAUGGUUGGGUCCUUGCAUCCAGUCCAGAACCAGAACCGGAUACUCCCAGCAAGGCUCCAUUAACAAUUAGAGACAAAGCUGCCAGCUCAGUUCAUCAAUCUCGACAAGAAACUUUUGCUCCACCUCAGGCUACCGUGUCGAAAGACGCAACCUCACAGCCGUUUCUUGAGAUCAUUUCUUCCCCAUUGAGUAGCCCGUCCGGAUUCUCCGCUGAGGAAACGGCUCCGAAGGCCUCUAAACACUCAAAACCUACUGUCGUUCCCAAAAAGCGUGCCCCCAAAAAAAAGGCGACCCCAAAGCCCAAAGCUACUAAGAAUCGAAAAGAAUUGGUUGUCGAUACGCCUGCCGUCCCCAACAAUAAAGGUUCGCCGCUAGCCCAUGAGGAGCAUCCUGCGGGAGACUCAACUCCCAACAAAGUAAACUUCGCCUGUCCUCUAGCGGAUGUUCAGAACCCUCAACUGGAGCCUGAAACUCUCGAAGAACCCGACCAAACAAGAAACAAGUUGCUUCCUCAAUCCAAGGCACGUCAAAGUCCUCGCAGAAGAGCUGGGGCAAGUACAAGCCAGAUCGUCUCGAUCGGUACUCCGGUAACUAGUGAACGGAUCGCAGUCGCAAAUAAAAUUGCAAGCUUGAGUAAAUCCCAAACAGCCGGACCAUCGACAGGUGACCAUCCGCAGGACUCGGCCGGUGGAACAAAGGCAACGAUGCAGUCAGCAAAAGCUGAGAACAAGAAAAAGGCGCGACCACAGGCUCUGAAAGGGAAGAGCUUAGCUGAAAUCAUAGCAAGCACAUGCCCGCAAGCCAAGCGAGGGCUCAGGAUUGGUUUACCGAGGGAGGAAAAGCAUCGACUACAUGUUAACAUCAAUCCAAAUCCGCCCGUCCAGAGGCAAGUCAAGAAGAAGUUGAAAGUCAAGAGAGGUGAAUACGAUAGCGGUGAAGAUGAUCCUCAUUCAAAAAAUAGCGGAUCGAGCGAGAGCGAAGACUCAGACGAAAAGAAAGGCAGAAAGAAGUCUAAAUCGAAAAACCAUAAAUCAGAUGAAGAUUUUGAUGAAGAGGAAAAGGAAGAGGAAGCUGCAAAGGGAAACAAUUAUUAUGAUGAAGAAUACUAA